AUGCCCAUGUCAUUAGAGGCUCCAGUCCUCCAGGUGGACGCAAAUGUGAUCCACAAGGUCGACACAACAAACCCCGCGAAUCUCUUCAGCAUGUGGACCGUCUUCGCAAGGUGUCGUGACUCAGUCGCCCAAGGGCGGCGGCUUGAGAAUUUGAGUUGGCGCCUCUGGAACAGGGAGACAUUUUGCUGCGAAGGCGAGGAGCUCCUCAUCUCUUCGUGCGCUACCAGCCAACCGCGGGAUAUCCAAUAUCCUCGCGAGACAGUGGUCGAGGACCUGCCGCAGCUUUCUGGCAGUGUUGACUCCGUCGCCGACGAAGAGGCGGUUGAUAUGAGCACAGAUACUACACCGGUCGAUAUCGUACGGCCGAGGAUACAGAGGCAGGAUUCAUGCGCUAGCAGCCGGAGUCGUGGGCGCGAGCGUCAUAUCACCUCGGAUGAGCUCGAAAAGAUGGUUGUCUCUAUCAUGGAGGCCAAGCAGCCGCUCAAUGCCCCUCUCCCUAACAUCCCGCGCUCCCCGUCCAGCGAGAGCAGCGCACUCGAGCUAGAGCAAUCAGAAUCGACUGCUCAGGAAUCCACAUGCGAGACCUCAGAGGAUGCCUUGACCGACCCGGUUCCCUCUCAACAAACCCCGGAGCCGGAACAGGAGGCGCAACCUCGGACCAUUGUUACCCGCGGUUUCUCCCCGUCUCCCAUUCCUGCGAGCCAAAUGGCGUUGGCGGCAUCCAAGAUUCCGUCUCCAUGCGCGAUCCCCGAACCCACCCAGUCCCCGGCACCCAAGAUCAUCCUCCCGAAGAAACAACAAGCAAAGUUUGCGCUGGGCGGCUCCUCGGGAUCAGACGAAGACUCUUUCAAGGACCGCGAUCUGGAAACCAGAAAGGUUCCUGCCCGCCCCGGAAACAAGAUGUUUCAGCUCGGAGGCUCUUCUGGGGACAACUCUCCUCAGGCCGCUCUACAACUGCAAAGGGCUGUCGCCACGAGCAAUUCGCAGAAGAAGACGGCUUCGUUCAACAACCAAGUCGUUACACAGACUUUCACAUCCUCUGCCAUUAGUGACACCGAGGACGACUAUCUGGACGAGAGCGCCAUUGACGACGAUGACGAAGACUGGGAGGAGGAGUCUGCUGAGGAGACCGGCAGCUCGUCGACCUCGGCCAUUCCUCGCACCAGGGCGACGCUCAAUGGCCCGUCUCUGGUUGCCUCGCCGAAUGACUCGGACGAGGCCCCGUUGAUGAUGAAGAGGGGGGGCACCGCACGCGCCCCGCCGAUGCGCUCCAUCAAUGAAAUUCCUCGCUCUACCGCGCAACCCAUCAACGUCAACGCUUCUGGGAUGCAGCACCACGCAGCCCUCUCACCGCGCACUACCCGACGAAACAUGCUCUCCACCGAGCUGACCGACUCCCUCCGGAGAAGCCUUCUUCGCGAGCGGUCUGAAAAGGCCAAGACAGCCAACGCCGUCCUCAAGCGCCGACACACUUCGACCGAUGUGGCGAACCUAAAGCAGUACCCGGAGAAGCCCUUCAUGAAGAAGGAUAAGGACGUGGACACCGACCCGACCAACUGGGACAAAUACUUCCAAAACCCCUUCGCCGGCUACGCGCAAGCCUGGUAA
This is a messenger RNA of Chaetomium globosum CBS 148.51, 1608 nucleotides long. RefSeq lists its product as uncharacterized. Gene Ontology annotation, biological process: negative regulation of transcription by RNA polymerase II; regulation of nitrogen utilization; mitochondria-nucleus signaling pathway. The record is from RefSeq and is a predicted model, not a curated record. NCBI's taxonomy places the organism in Eukaryota, Fungi, Ascomycota, Sordariomycetes, Sordariales, Chaetomiaceae. Gene Ontology annotation, cellular component: cytoplasm. The coding region runs from base 1 to 1608 and encodes 535 amino acids. The transcript is spliced from 3 exons.